AACAGAAAGGAAAGAUGAUUCAAAAAGCACAAGAAUUCAAAGGUCUCGGGUUCUGAGAAACUCCUUUGGCCCUUGUCCUCCUCUGAAGCUUUAGGGUUUUUUUUCUCAACGCUCAUUUGCCAUUGGCCAUAAGUGGCAUUUCCAAGAUAAAACGAACCGCUAUUUGACUCUAUUCUACGAUUUCACAUAGUAUAGCAAUCAAUUACUUCUCACUUCCGUUUCAGUGAACCGAAACUUUGAAAAAUAUCGACAUUACUGAGCAACACGAAAUUUUGAGAGGAAAAGAAAAUGUCCAUUGCUGAUGAGCCGCUAUAUCCCAUAGCAGUGCUUAUAGACGAACUGAAAAAUGAUGACAUUCAGCUACGAUUGAACUCGAUACGGAAGUUAUCUACGAUUGCCCGGGCUCUUGGGGAGGAGAGAACGCGUAGGGAGUUGAUACCCUUUUUGGGUGAGAAUAAUGAUGAUGAUGAUGAGGUACUUCUUGCAAUGGCUGAAGAGCUGGGGGUGUUUGUUCCUUUUGUCGGCGGAGUGGAACAUGCUCAUGUGUUGCUCCCACCUUUGGAGACGCUUUGCACUGUUGAGGAAACUUGUGUGAGAGAUAAAGCUGUGGAAUCACUUUGUAGGAUUGGAUCACAAAUGAGGGAAAGUGAUUUGGUUGAAUAUUUCAUUCCUUUGGUGAAGAGGUUGGCAGCAGGUGAAUGGUUCACUGCUCGAGUGUCUUCAUGUGGGCUAUUUCACAUUGCUUACCCUAGUGCACCGGAAAUGUCAAAGACAGAGUUAAGAUCAAUAUACAAUCUGUUGUGUCAAGAUGACAUGCCUAUGGUUAGAAGAUCUGCUGCAUCAAAUCUUGGAAAGUUUGCUGCAACUGUUGAAUACACUCAUUUGAAGGCUGACACUAUGUCAAUUUUUGAGGAUCUCACUAAGGAUGAUCAAGAUUCUGUUAGAUUGUUGGCUGUGGAGGGUUGUGCUGCACUUGGGAAGCUGCUGGAGCCACAAGAUUGUGUCGCACAUAUACUACCGGUUAUUGUCAACUUCUCACAGGAUAAGUCGUGGCGUGUGCGAUACAUGGUUGCAAAUCAAUUGUAUGAGCUUUGUGAAGCUGUAGGCCCUGAACCUACCAGAACGGAAUUGGUCCCUGCCUAUGUGCGGUUGCUUCGAGACAAUGAAGCUGAAGUACGGAUUGCAGCUGCAGGGAAAGUGACCAAGUUUUGUAGGAUUUUAAAUCCGGAUCUCUCAAUUCAGCAUAUUCUUCCUUGUGUGAAGGAACUGUCAUCAGAUUCUUCACAGCAUGUUCGCUCUGCUUUGGCUUCAGUGAUAAUGGGAAUGGCUCCGGUGUUAGGAAAAGAUGCAACAAUUGAGCAACUUCUUCCUAUUUUUCUUUCCCUUUUGAAGGACGAAUUUCCUGAUGUGCGCCUAAAUAUCAUAAGCAAGCUUGAUCAAGUGAAUCAGGUCAUUGGAAUUGAUUUAUUAUCUCAAUCUUUGUUACCGGCCAUUGUUGAGCUUGCUGAGGAUAGGCAUUGGAGGGUUCGACUUGCAAUAAUAGAAUAUAUACCCUUGUUGGCAAGUCAAUUGGGUGUUGGUUUUUUUGAUGAUAAGCUUGGUGCUCUUUGCAUGCAGUGGUUACAGGACAAGGUUCAUUCAAUCCGUGAGGCAGCAGCUAACAACUUGAAGCGCCUAGCUGAAGAAUUUGGUCCUGAGUGGGCUAUGCAAAACAUAAUUCCACAGGUUCUGGAUAUGAUUGGUAAUCCGCAUUAUUUGUACCGAAUGACCAUACUUCAAUCCAUCUCUCUGCUUGCUCCUGUGAUGGGACCUGAAAUCACUUGUUCAAAAUUAUUGCCUGUUGUUAUUACUGCAUCUAAAGACAGAGUACCCAACAUUAAGUUCAAUGUGGCAAAGGUCUUGGAAUCAAUCUUCCCCAUAGUGGAUCAAUCUGUUGUGGAAAAGUCUAUCCGACCUAGUCUGGUUGAGCUCAGUGAGGAUCCCGAUGUUGAUGUAAGAUUUUUUUCCAAUCAAGCACUUCAGGCUAUUGAUCAUGUCAUGAUGUCUAGCUAGGCUGCAAUCUUUACCACACGCAUUAGAUGGAAGCCUUUUGUGGAGAUGUUAAUGUUUCCACCUAUCGGAAUUCUUGUGUUCUACUUGGGUUCUUCUCAGCGAUAGUUAAGUGGUUUUGUGAGCUACAUCCUAGUAAAAAACGAUUUAUAUGAUUUUGUUCCCUUGUAUAAUUUUAUGCUAGUUGUAUCAUUACUAGGUUCCUUUUGUUGUCAGAGAUUAAAUUGCUGGUCCUGUGACUGCUAAAAUAGGAUUUUCAAAUGUUAAGGACUCUAUAUAGGUUAAGUGUGAUCAAAUCUUAGCUUGUAAAACUGUAUUUUUCUGUUAGUUAAUUAUCUAUAUUUGCAAAGAGCAAAAA
This is a messenger RNA of Vigna radiata var. radiata (mung bean), 2407 nucleotides long. Its product is annotated as serine/threonine-protein phosphatase 2A 65 kDa regulatory subunit A beta isoform. The record is from RefSeq and is a predicted model, not a curated record. NCBI's taxonomy places the organism in Eukaryota, Viridiplantae, Streptophyta, Magnoliopsida, Fabales, Fabaceae. The coding region runs from base 289 to 2052 and encodes 587 amino acids. Gene Ontology annotation, biological process: protein dephosphorylation. Gene Ontology annotation, cellular component: cytoplasm; protein phosphatase type 2A complex. The transcript has 13 exons. Gene Ontology annotation, molecular function: protein binding; protein phosphatase regulator activity.